Harpegnathos saltator (Jerdon's jumping ant) is the source of this 3239-nucleotide messenger RNA. RefSeq names its product mediator of RNA polymerase II transcription subunit 15. The transcript has 3 exons. Bases 1654 to 2820 code for a protein of 388 amino acids. The record is from RefSeq and is a predicted model, not a curated record. NCBI's taxonomy places the organism in Eukaryota, Metazoa, Arthropoda, Insecta, Hymenoptera, Formicidae.
AGAGAGAAAGGGAGAAAGAGUGGCGCGUUUCGCGAUUUCCGCGGUCUCGCGAACUCCUAGUCGAUGUCCUCCGAGUUUCCAGGUGUAGUUCGGGAUCUAUUUACAACCGCGACAAGUAACGUCGUACCGGGCGAUAGUGGAGAAGACUGGGAGGGAGAUGUGUAAGAAUACAUCCACGUUCCUGAUACUAGAGUAGAGUAGCGCAAGGAAAAUCUUCGAAACGCGAUGGAUUCGAGAGGUGAGUCAAUCGCGCGACUAAGAGCCUCUUCUCGUACGAGCUGCGUCGUUGUCAUACACCGUUGGUCGCAGGGGUUCGUUUUACGCACGUAUGUGCACGUACAUCUCUCGCGCUUGACCGGGCGGGACGAGACGAGGUGAGGCGAGGCGAGGCGAGGCGAGGCGAGGCGAGGCGAAGCGGGGUGAGAUGAGGUGAGGUGAGCCGAGUCGAAGAUAUCGAUCAUUAUAAAUUCCGAGCUAUCGGCGAUCGAUCGAGCGCGACCCUGGUGCAUCGUAUUGGGUCGGCGUGCACGCGGGGGGUGACGGUCCCGUUUUCUCGGAUGCUGGUCAGAACGGGCACGCGCCGGUGAAUUCGAUUAAGGUGCGAAUCAUCGUCACGCGCCGCCUUCCCCCAGCCGGCGAAGAAAUCCGUGCGUGGAAUGAGUGACACGCGACGAGUGGCCACGCAUGCCACGCACGAACGUCGCUCGGUCGCUCGCUGACGAGGCACGGCCGGAGUUAAAAUUACGUCGACGUAAUCGUCGUCGCGCUCACAACACGGCCUUGCUUCGACCCGUGAAAUAUGACAACUACCCGAUGAGUCGCUCGAUGGUCACGGACGAUGAGGCACGCCAUCGAUGAUGGAUGGUACGUGUCGAGGAUGCUUUUCUUAGACGAACGCUGCCGAAAAGUAAGAGCGCUUCCACACACCUGUCGAGCUGAGUUCGGCAACAGGCGUAUCCGUCUAUGAACGCGCGCGCGCGCGCGCGCGUUGCAUUCUGUUGUGUAAAUUAUAAUGAGCGCACACGGAGAAUAUCAAGACGUCUCUCGCGCGACGCGAAUGACACGAGAGACACUUUCAAGUCUUUGCUCUCUUUUACACGCGAUUCUCCAGUCGAAUUUUCUCGGCGUUCGGAAUUCGAGCCGAGUCGCUCUCGAGGUAAACCGCGCGCUCUCGUGUAAUUUAAUCAUGUAACGGAGUUAUGUAAGGCGGAUCUUAAUAAUACGUCGCGUGUGAACGCACAGUCCAAGGUGUCUUUACGCGUUUCGCCACGACACGACGCGUAAAAGUCGCUGCUCCUCCGGGUGUAGCGAAUGCGAGCGCGCGUUCGUCUCUUUGAAUGAAAUCGUCGAUAGGACAGGAGCGCAAACCUCUCCUUUCGCUUUGCGUGCCGCCGAAAUGAACGGCAAACACCGGCACAAUGCGCGAAAAAGCGCGAAAGGCGGAGAGUUCGGUGAAGCCGGGGAAGACGGAGGAGUCGAUCGUCGUGCGUCGGGCACCGCCGCCGCCGGAGCGGCGCGACGGAGCAUUGAAGAGCGUCGCUUUUGUUGAAAAGCCGCCCGCUCGGCUCCGCCGACAAAGACGAAGGUGAACGCCGCGACCGGAUGAUGAUGAGCCAACAAUGAUCGGGGAUUCAUCAGUCUUUUAGGAGGCCAAUGUCACCCGCCGAGCGCGUCGAACGCGCCGCGCUUCCCCGCUCGUGGAUCCUCCUUAGACAUGCAGAACGCAUACGGGACACCGUGUAUAUAAUCCAGCGACGGUGGGCAUCGGAAAUCAGUCAGCUCGUACAACACAACCGGCUAACCAUUCCUACAACGAUGAAGGUACUCGUCAGUAUCGCCCUUUUGGCGGCCGUGGUUCUCGCCGAGCCGCCGAGGUAUCGCCCGCAGUAUCAGCAACAAAGACAAUAUUACUUCACUCGCCAGCAAGAAGAGGCGGCCGAUAACGCUCCUUAUGCCGCGUCCGGCUGGAAACCGACGGGACCGGCCUUUAAUUUGCCGGAAAGACAAUUCGCCGGUGCUCAGCAGUCUCAGCAGCAGUACGGAGCACCGAUUGCGGCUCAGCAACCUCAGCAGCAAUACGGAGCGCCGAGUGCGGCUCAGCAACCUCAGCAGCAAUACGGAGCACCGAGCGCAGCCCAGCAACCUCAGCAGCGAUACGGAGCGCCGACUGCGCCUCAGCAACAGUACGGAGCACCGGCUACGCCGCAGCAGCAAUACGGAGCUCCGAGCGGUCCUCAGCGGGAAUACGGAAUACCAGAGGAGUCUACGACGACCGAGAAUCCCAGCAACGAUGACGAAGAGGUAUCCACCGUUCAAGGCAUAACUUCAUCGGAGCCCGAGGCCGCGAACGCGGCGAACGAGCUCGAGGACGAGGAGCAGGACGACAAGCAGCAACCGCAGCAGACCGGGGAGUACUACGUGGCUCUUCCCGACGGCCGUCUUCAGCACGUGCGAUACGUCAGUCGUCAAGACGUCGAGGCCAUGAAGUACUUCGCCAAGAUCCGCGCGGAGAACGUGGAGCCCCUUCGCGGACCGAUCUACGCGUACGCGCCGCUGCAGAAGCUGCAGAUCGUACCGGCUGGCCUGCAAGUGUCCGUCGCGCCGGUCGCCGCGGUCGCACCUGCGGAGCAGACGACCAACAGCAAGCCGCAGAAACUCGAGAUCGAGCCGGUGGCAGCGCAAGUGCAAUACCAGUACGACAACCCCUCGAGCGUGGUGCCGUUGGCCAACCCUCUGAACGCUGCCUACACCACCUACACGGCGAACUAUCAAGUACCUGCGGCAGCCGGCGACUCCAGAUUCCUCCUCACCUUCCAGUAGAUCGUCCGGGGACCCUCCGCGCGGAAACACGACACCCUCGACACGAUUUCGCUCGACUGUGCGCUUCGCAGAUAUGUUGCGUUGUACAUGUCGCGUAACUUAUUGAUGAGUUAAGCUGAUGGUUAAGCUAAGUUGACGACGACAAUAAAGUCGAUAGUAAUGAAACUGACUUGUGUGUCUGCCUGUGCUCCGACUUUAUCUACUUCGGCGAUCGCGGCGUCGCUUUCGUGGCUGUUCGAUUUUCGUGUUUUCUUCGUAAAUUUGGAAUCGCCACGGUGCUGAUCGAUCCACCCGAGGGAGUAGCAGCGGCGAUCGUUGUGAUGUCGAUGAUUUGAUAAUUUUGAUGAUUCCACGGAACGUUCAUGCGCACGAGGGUUGUUUCGUAUCCUGCAUCGUUCCACCCUUCGUCCCUCGCGGUG